Suillus bovinus is the source of this 2783-nucleotide messenger RNA. RefSeq lists its product as uncharacterized. The record is from RefSeq and is a predicted model, not a curated record. The transcript has 2 exons. The coding region runs from base 202 to 2607 and encodes 801 amino acids. Lineage: Eukaryota; Fungi; Basidiomycota; Agaricomycetes; Boletales; Suillaceae.
GAACUUUUGCUGUUUCAUUCAAGUCUCAUAUGCAUGGGACCCGAAACGUCACAGAAGGAAUCAACGAGUCUCCUUUUCUCUUUUCGCUUUAUUAGUAGUGCUAAGCACCAGCUAACGAGAAUCGGGCCCGAACGUUAACUGACACAUACCAUCCUUCACCUGUUUGACCGCUAUCGUUGUUAUCUCUUUGAGCUGUCUCAUAUGCUGUCUGCGUCAGUGACAACCACUCCUCGGCCACGACCCCCAGGUCGGGUACGAAGAAUCUCUACCCACGUCAAAACUUCCCCGCCUCCUCCAUAUGCUGCCACAUCGCUUCUUCAUGAUCAACUAGAUAGCUCCUCGGAUCUGAAACGAGAGACUUUCAAUGGAGCAUCUGCAUGGGACGACAUCCCUAACCUUCAAGAUUGGAAUGGAAGGUCCCGCGAGGAGUUAUCUGAGCUACUCCUGAAAGCUGAUGAGCUCAUCAAAGACCGAGAAAAUGAACUCAGUGUCACCACAGCUGUCUGUAAAUCAUUGUACGAAAAUAAUCUAGAGCUCCAGAACAAACACAAGGCGCUUCUCUCCCGUUUACCCACUUCAUCAUCUGUCUCUCCAUCAGGAUCCUCUGCAUCUUCUCCAGCUACUCCCGGAACGCCUCUUCCACACUCACCCCAUUACUAUACCAACAUCUCUUCCUCACACGCGAGCACUAGUACUUCUCGCUCCCGCCGGUCGCAAAGGCGUGUCUCUGUCUCCCCUGCAGACCUCGCUCUACUUUCCGAUCAGAAUGCUGAGCUCCUUGCAAAGCUAGAAAAGCUCGAAUCUGAAUCUGUUCAGACUGAUCAAGCGGGACGACGAAAAUUACGUGGUUUGGAGAAAGAGAUACAAGGGCUUCGAGAAGAGCUCGAAAAAACUCGUGCCAGAAGCGACGAGCUCGAGAACAAGGCAAAACUUGUUAGUCCUACCCUCGAGUCUGAGGAAGCGUCGAAGAGGCGACAUGAGAGAGAAGAGCGGGUCCGCGCCCUACGGGGUAGGAGUGAGGACGAAGCAAAUGAUGGAGAAGUACGGGACUUUGCGCCAGGGGGGGCUCUUGCAUCUCAAGGGGUCUCGAGAAGAUCCACCGGACUAGGCAGGUCAGAGAAACGGAAGCGUCCAUCGCAGUGUCUCCGCCGGCAUGCUUCUGAAGCUGGCUUUCGUUCGGCUCCUUCAGAUGGCAAGCUUUCUGAACGAUCAAGAAAGAUGUCUUUAUACAACGGUGUCUCUCGAUCAUUCCCCCAAUUCCAGUUUCCUUCUCCUGCUCAUGAGCCAGUCCCGACGAUACCCGAAUAUGCACUCGUGUUCCAGCUCCUUCAAAAGAUCCGUGAGCUUGAGCAGAUUAAUUCACAAAUAACGAUGCAGCAAGAGAAAACGACAGCAUCGCUGCAGUCAGUUCAGAGAGACGCUGCAAGCAUCCAGCUCCUCUACGAGAGCCUUGGCGAUGUCGAUGCCAUUGAUUGGCUGGCUGAGGGUGACAGCUUCGAGAAUCCCGGUGCCCACGAGGAAGAUGAAGAUUCCGAGGAAGACGAGACAAUUCGUUUCGCCAGUCUCCGUCGGUCUAUGCUCACGGAUUCCUCGGCUGAGUUUGAUAACGGUAUCGAACCAGAUAGACAGAGUAGCAUGCGGCACGCAAUACUUCCAGAACUCUUCCCUCCACCUGCACAUCAUCGCACACGUCGAUCUGUUGUUGGAUUAUUCGACCCCCCGACUAUAUCUGAUGUCAGUAAUCCACCUUCUGUACAAUCACUGGGCAUUCCCGGUCUACCGGCCGUUCCUUUUAUUCCUCUGCCCAGCACAGAAUCUGUGACCCCCGAGGAAUUGGAUUUGUCAUCACCUCUGGCUGCGGGAGUGCCUACUACAGAAUUCACGGGCCGCCAGACUCUCGACAAUGAGUUGGGGCUUGCAUGGGAUAGCUGUCAUGGGAAUGACCACUUCCGCACACCGAGCCUAGUUGAUCUUACAUCGCUUUCUCCUUCUUCAUCCGUCGGCGUUCCGGAUUCCGGCACUCCUUCCACAACAGACAAGCUGUCUUUUUCCCCGUCUUCUAGUUAUAUCUCAGCUUCUUCCACAUCUUCCACCUCAUUUGCUGAGCAGGUUAGCUUGAAAACAGACGGUGCUCAUGAUUUUGAGUCCCUAACAUACAGUCCGCCCAACGCGCACGUGGGUACGCUUGCAGAUAAGAAGUAUCGCAAGUCGCAUACCAUUCGGAUGCGCACAAACCACUGGACUGAAGGUCGCUUUGAAGCGACACUUCUUUCUGCCCCACGGAGGCAAAGCUCUGCUGAUCUUGCCCGUCCUUCCACUCCAGUUCCUCAAAGACUCGUAAACGAGUUCGUGGAUAGCAUAAGCCGCCAUCGCACACAUUCCCUUUCUUGCGGUCUCACAGAUGAUGAACCAAGGACGAUUUCUGUAUCGCCAGUCUCUCUUCGUGAGGGAGUCCAGAAGCCCCGACAGCGACGGUUUGUGUCGUUCGUUUUGGAGCUGUGGUUGUGGCUUCAGUUUGCUAUCGUCGUGGUCAUCUUUCUUUGGGCGAUGGCGAAGCGCGGACCGAAGAGUGUGUUGGAGGAAGCUCAGAGAAGGAAGAUUCAGUGACGCUAUUUUGGAUGGACUAUCUAUAGUGUAGUAUUAAUGUUGAAUAUGCCCUAGGCUAAUGAUAUACGAGAUUCUACGCCAGCUGGAUUUUUGGUCUGGUGUACUAGCGGCCCAAGCGGUGGCGCGCGACUGGUACUGGUCUUGGACGACACGUUGUCAAACUCAAUGCUGACGCG